AUGCUACCGGUGGCGGCGGCGGCGUCUGUGCCGCAGUGGCUGUCCAGUCUGCUGCAAUGCCCCAGCGGUGGCAAUGGCUGGGCUCGUAUGAAGAGCAGGCUGCGAUGUUGGGGUCUGCAGCCCUCCGGGCGAGAGCCAGAGACCCACUGCAGUUCUCCUUUGCAGAGGGUUUCACAGACCAGCCUUUGCAUGCAAGACUCCUUCUCAUUGACUGUUCAGUCCUGCAUCAUGCCAAAAGACUGUGAAACCUCAGAGUGGUCCUCCUGGAGCCCUUGCUCUAAGACAUGUCGCUCAGGAAGUCUCUUGCCAGGAUUUAGAAGCAGGAGUCGGGACGUGAAGCACAUUGCUAUUGGAGGUGGAAAGGAGUGCCCUGAACUUCUUGAGAAAGAGGCCUGCAUUGUUGAAGGAGAUCUGCUGCGACAGUGUCCCAGGUAUUCCUGGAGAACCUCUGAGUGGAAAGAAUGCCAAGUUUCUCUCCUCCUGGAGCAGCAGGACCCCCAUUGGCAUAUGACAGGACCCGUCUGCGGCGGGGGGAUCCAGACCCGGGAGGUAUACUGCGCCCAGAGCAUGCCAAUGGCUGCCACAUCGAGGGCCAAGGAAG
This is a messenger RNA of Carlito syrichta (Philippine tarsier), 601 nucleotides long. Its product is annotated as thrombospondin type-1 domain-containing protein 7B-like. The transcript has 3 exons. Lineage: Eukaryota; Metazoa; Chordata; Mammalia; Primates; Tarsiidae. The annotation marks the transcript as partial. The record is from RefSeq and is a predicted model, not a curated record.